GUCUGGAGAACCAAAGGGUCCAAAACCCCCCUUGCCCUCUACUUUCUGCCUUCUGGGUUUUAGGCUUUUCGCUCGAGGUGUUCUUUUACCUGGCAAAUAGAGGAAGCCACACCCUUCAGGGCUUCACCCACCAUUAACAUAAAUUACACAACCAUAUCUUUAGCUUCAUACUCGGCAAAGUAAAAGUACCCAGAAAUGGCACUACAACAUACGAUAAGGUUACCGUUAUCGUAUCUGUUCUCACCUCUCAAAGAAAACAAAUUCAGAAGUCCCAAUUCAGCUACCGGUGUAAGUCAUCACAAACGAUGCAACCGUAAUGUCUCUUCCUUAAAAAUGGAGGGUUUUAGUCUCUCAUCGAACUUGCGAAAGUUGCCAUUGCUGGGUCUUACAAUGAGAACAAGUAUAUUACCAGCGUUCAGAAGUGUAGGGAAACUCAAGUCUAACUAUGGAAAGAAUGAGCGGGAAGCAUCUAGUGAUAGUGAUGAGGAGGAUGAACCUCCUUCAAAGAAGGUGGAUGAUCCUUAUCUUAUGGAUGCUGAAGAGAGACGUGAAUGGAGGAGGAAAAUCCGAGAGGUGAUUGAUAGGAACCCUGAUGUUGAUGAGGUAGAUGCUGCAGAAAGGAAGAAGAAGAUGCAAAAGCUUUUGGCUGACUAUCCCCUUGUUGUAGAGGAGGAUGAUCCCGAUUGGCCUGAAGAUGCUGAUGGGUGGGGAUUCAACUUGGGUCAGUUCUUUGACAAGAUUACCAUCAAGAACAACAAGAAAGACGAUGAUGAUAGCGAAGAUAGUGACGAUGAAAUUGUCUGGCAAGAUGAUAAUUCUAUCCGUCCUAUCAAAGACAUGACCACUCUAGAAUGGGAAGAAGCCGUGUUUAAGGACAUCAGCCCAUUAAUCAUUCUUGUACAUAAUCGCUAUAAAAGACCUAAGGAAAAUGAAAAAAUACGUGAGGAACUGGAAAGGGCCGUGCACAUCAUAUGGAAUUGCAGGCUACCUUCACCGAGAUGUGUUGCAGUUGAUGCUGUUGUAGAGGUUGAGUUGGUCUCUGCUUUAAAAGUGUCAGUUUUCCCCGAGAUUAUUUUCACUAAAGCAGGGCAGAUUUUAUACCGCGAGAAAGCAAUUCGAACUGCGGAUGAGUUGUCAAAAAUCAUGGCAUUCUUUUAUUACGGGGCAGCCAAGCCACCUUGUUUGAAUAGCAUUGGAGAUAGCCAAGAAGCAAUUCCAUCUGUUUCCAUCAACAGUCAAGUGUGCUGAUAUAAUAGCUUACCAUUAUGGAAUUGUUCAUCAAAGUGCAUUCUUCUAGAGUUUGUGAUCAAGUCUUAACGGUACAGCCAUUACACAGUUUACACUUACAAAUCUCUUGAGAAUGUACUUAUGUAAGCUAGGGGGAUGUAUAAGAUAUAUUUACUGCAAUGCAGGUAGUUGUUAUGGUGAAUAAUUUUGUUCUCUGUUUGUAUAAAGCAUAACAUUGAGGCAUA
This is a messenger RNA of Juglans regia (Persian walnut), 1472 nucleotides long. RefSeq names its product thioredoxin-like fold domain-containing protein MRL7L, chloroplastic. Gene Ontology annotation, cellular component: chloroplast stroma. Lineage: Eukaryota; Viridiplantae; Streptophyta; Magnoliopsida; Fagales; Juglandaceae. Gene Ontology annotation, biological process: regulation of DNA-templated transcription; chloroplast organization. The transcript has 6 exons. The coding region runs from base 196 to 1248 and encodes 350 amino acids. The record is from RefSeq and is a predicted model, not a curated record.